Molecule: messenger RNA, 894 nt
Organism: Botrytis fragariae
Lineage: Eukaryota; Fungi; Ascomycota; Leotiomycetes; Helotiales; Sclerotiniaceae
Exons: 1
Coding region: 1-894 (297 amino acids)
Source: RefSeq, a predicted model, not a curated record
AUGGAAAAUCCACGUAAGAAGAAGAAAAGCGUGAGAUUCGCCGGACUAGACUCCGAAGAGCCACAACCUAUGCCAUCGAUACCAGAGGAUGGUCCAUCUCAAACUAUAUCUAAUUCUGAGGUUUUCCGAAGAGUAGAAUCCGGUCUUGCCUCAGCAGGUACCAUUGACCCGAUUUCGCUUGAAAGUCGACGACAAAGACGUAUGAGAGUACGAGAAACCAUGGGAUCGACAAGGGGACCUUGGGAUACAGAAAGAGAGCAAUUGGAGGCGUACGCGAGAAAGCGGUUAGAGUUAGAAGAUAUGAGACUUAAGAUAAUCAGAGCGAAGAAAGAGAAUUUGACGAGGACGGAAAUGGAAAUCAUUGAGGAACUUAAGCGUCAAGAUGAGAAAAGAGCAAAGAGUGAGGAACGAUGCGAAGAAGAAUUGAAGAAGCAUUCGGGUUUGAUCAAAAGAGUCACGAGGACGAAGAGACGUAACUCGAUAAGAAAAACUCUAAAGCAAGAAAAAAUUGCUUACGAGGCUGUGAAAGAUAAUCUUAAGACGCAGGCGAGAGAUGCUGAAUGUGAAGUAGACAGAGAAUAUUUGCGGAAAAAAGAGAUAGAUUAUGAAUUCAAGAGAUUAUGGGAAGCUGAAGCGACUAGAUGGGAGUGGGAGUUGGAGAUCCCAUCCCUUCUGAGAAAGGCCGAACUCUCGACAGAAGAGCGAGCGUAUUUGAAAACCUCUAUCGGUAAUUCUUAUGUGCACAAAAGAUGGUGUAUGGCUGGUCCUGUUGAUAGAGAGCCGUGGUCUUACCGUUCCAAUGAACGGAAAUGGGUAUGUGAGGAUUGUAGGGCUGAUGAGCAUUGGAAAAAGAGAAUACAGGAGAGCUCAGAGUUGCCAAGUACUCCAUUUUAG